This is a messenger RNA of Cotesia glomerata, 2749 nucleotides long. RefSeq names its product calcium homeostasis endoplasmic reticulum protein (gene scaf6). The record is from RefSeq and is a predicted model, not a curated record. NCBI's taxonomy places the organism in Eukaryota, Metazoa, Arthropoda, Insecta, Hymenoptera, Braconidae. The transcript has 8 exons. Gene Ontology annotation, biological process: intracellular calcium ion homeostasis; RNA processing. The coding region runs from base 58 to 2526 and encodes 822 amino acids. Gene Ontology annotation, molecular function: RNA binding. Gene Ontology annotation, cellular component: perinuclear region of cytoplasm.
AUAGAUAGUUAUUUGUGUUUUUUUAUUUAAUUAUUUGUGACUUAAUUGUAAUUUAUAAUGGAUCAGGCGCCAUCAGAUAUCGAAUUGCGCAAUAUAAUCGACAAAUUAGCUCAAUUCGUCGCUAGAAAUGGACCUGAGUUUGAGCAGAUGACAAAAAAUAAACAGAAGGAUAAUCCAAAAUUUAGUUUCCUUUUUGGAGGGGAAUACUUCAAUUACUAUCAGUAUAAAGUGACUACAGAGCAAGCCAUUUUAAAACAAAAAGGAAUAAACCCAAUGCAAAAUGCAGACCCACGUUUAAACGUUUCGCAGCAACAACAAACACCGGUAGCUGCCGCACCAAUGAAUAACAUGAAUCUUACGCCGUGUUUAAGCACCCAGAACAAUCCGUUAAACCAAGUGGUUGGGAUCGGAGCAGUUGGAAAUUCCGGCUCAGUUUUGCCCGGUGUUCCUGGAUCACUGGCCGUUCCUAACAAUGCCGGACCACCAGGAAUAGGAUCUGUUCCUAACGUGAUCGGAGCUGUGAAUCAACCAAUUGGUGGCUCAGGACAAAAUGUAAAUAUCAAUGGACCAACAGGAUGGCUACAAAAUGAACUAGCGAAUCUUCAAUCACAGCAGUCGGUUCUUCAAGAGCAAGUUAUACAAUCUGAACAGAAUUUAGCUGCUCAACAUGCUUCUCUGAUGAGAGAUCAACAAGGCAGAGUGGAGGAUGCUGUUAGGCAAGCACAAGAAACAGCAUUUCAAAAUAAUGCUCAAAGCACCAAUACUGACUUGGCGGCAUUCGAUACUGUUCUCCAACCAAUCAUCGACAGUUGUACAAAAGACAGUAUUAGUGCGGGAAAAGCUUGGAUACUUCAACACAGUCUUACUGCUCAGAGCAACGAAGUAAUUGCUGAGUAUUUAUUAAAAAAAGUAAUACAAGGAGCGACGUUCAACCAAAAACUUCACAUCAUCUACUUGGUAAAUGACGUGUUACACCAUUGCGCCAGAAAAAAGUCUAUGGAUCUUCGCCAAGCGAUGGAAAACGUUGUUGUUCCGAUGUUUUGUAAUACUUCACUAGCUGCAACCAGUGAUCAACUGACUAAGCUUAAUAAACUUCUCAGCCUGUGGGAGUCCAAAAAUAAUUAUUUUGAUGAGAAUAUUGUUGAAAAGUUGAAACAACCCAGUCAUUCAUGGUCAGACUACCAGGCCGGUCUUGUUGCGCAGUUUGCAAGUGCAAUCACCCCAAUAACUACUUCUACCAAACAAACCUUUGAUAAUUAUCAAGCUCAGCAUCAGGCAUUUGUAAAUCACGCGAUGAGACAAAUUUCAACUAUUGAACAACAAAAAAUAAGUAUUAAUCAGCAAUUAAAAGCUCCAGCUCCACCACCAUCUGCAAUUGUUCCAAAUCAACCAAAUCUCAACAUCCCACCAACACAUAGUGGACCUCCGCCACCAGCUAUAGCUGGUGAUUUAAAUUUCUCUCAACCUCCCCCCGGUUGGGGUGUUCCACCAACAUCUGAGCCACCACCAUUCACUACAGUACCUUUACCGGAUUUUUCAAAACCACCACCAGGAUUUGGACCGCCACCUCUUAUGCAUGAGUCUUCCAUUGAAGAUCUUAUGCCUAGCAUGCCUUACUUUGAGCUUCCAGCCGGGUUGAUGGUACCUUUGAUCAAGCUAGAAGAUGGUGAAUACAGACCGUUAGAUCCUGAAGCUAUAAGAUUACCACCUCCGACUCCUCCAAGCGAACGUUUAGUUGCUGCCGUUGAAGCGUUUUACGCGCCACCUAACCAUGACUCUCCCAGAGAUAGUGAUGGAUGGGAAAAAUUAGGACUGUACGAAUAUUAUAAGGCUAAAAAUGCAGCUCGUAAACGAAAAGAAGAAGAUAUUCAGUCAGGAUUGAGAAUUAAAUCGAGAUCGCCGUCGCCGAUCUCAAGACCUCGAUCAAAAAGUCCUAGUCCGCCAAAGAAACGCUACAAGAGUAAAUCACGCAGUAGGUCAAGGUCUAGAUCUCGAGGAAGAAGUAGAUCUAAAACACCUCCAGCUAAUAAUCAUCGCCGGAAUAAUCGUAACAAUAAUAAUAGCAACAACAACAAUAAUAUUAGUACUAAUAAUAAUAGUAAUAGUAAUAAUGCCCAUGGUAUUAUUAUUCAUAAUAAUCGAAAUCGACGCCGAAGAAAUAGCAAUAAAGAACGAAGUCCUGACAGAAGAAAUGAUAGAUUAGAUCGUAGUCCUACACCUCCGAGCUUCCUUGGCUCCACAUACAGUAAACCUCCACUAGAGUCGUCAUUAGAUGAAAGCAAUAAAGGACAUCAGUUGAUGAAAAAAAUGGGCUGGAGUGGUGCCGGCCUAGGAGCGAAUGAACAAGGCAUUGAAGCUCCCAUCUCUGGAGGAGAAAUCCGGGAUAAAAAUGAUCAGUACAAAGGUGUCGGUAUUAAUUUAAAUGAUCCUUACGAAAACUUCCGAAAAAGCAAAGGGCAAGCUUUUAUUACGCGAAUGAAGGCUCGUGCGGAAGAACGCGCAGAAGAAAGAGGAGAUCGAGAUUAAUUGUUAUUUUUUUUUAUUUCUAUUUUUAUUAAUAAUUAUCUGCUUGCAGUUCUUAAUUUUUGCAUUCCUACAUUGAUAUUGUGUCAAUUGAAUUUGGUUGUUAUUAAGAAUUCUUGGAUUGCUGAAAUUAAAUUUUAUUUUAAAUUUAUUGCCAUUGUAAAUAUUAUGGCAUAUUAUAUCUGAUUUAUGAAACAGUAGUUUAAUAAAUUUUUGAAUUUACAAC